AUGCCAAGAAUCCAGUUCACUCAUUCUAGUGACCCGCCAUAUGCAGAUUUGUUCGUCCGACUCAGCGAGGUUGAUACUAAUGGGGUAUCCCAUAACAUCACGCAGGUCUAUAAGGCACUUGAUCCCUUGCGCGACCAGUCACAGCCCAUCAGCCUUGAGCUACACGACUGUGCGCAUACUUUCCGAGCCGGGACCCGGAUUCGUCUUAUCGUUGCUGGAGGGGCGUUCCCCAUGUAUGCUCGGUGCCUGGGCACUUCUGAGGACCGCGUGCGCAGUGAUAAGGUCGUUCCGCAAAAGCACACCAUCACUGUGGCAGGUGGGUUGUCAGAGUUGGUGCUUCCGGUUCAAGUCGACGCUUGA
Messenger RNA from Penicillium chermesinum, 360 nucleotides. RefSeq lists its product as uncharacterized. Gene Ontology annotation, molecular function: dipeptidyl-peptidase activity. The record is from RefSeq and is a predicted model, not a curated record. Bases 1 to 360 code for a protein of 119 amino acids. Lineage: Eukaryota; Fungi; Ascomycota; Eurotiomycetes; Eurotiales; Aspergillaceae. The transcript has a single exon.